This is a messenger RNA of Malurus melanocephalus (red-backed fairy wren), 1517 nucleotides long. Its product is annotated as keratin, type II cytoskeletal 75-like. The coding region runs from base 55 to 1368 and encodes 437 amino acids. Gene Ontology annotation, cellular component: keratin filament. NCBI's taxonomy places the organism in Eukaryota, Metazoa, Chordata, Aves, Passeriformes, Maluridae. The record is from RefSeq and is a predicted model, not a curated record. Gene Ontology annotation, biological process: keratinization; intermediate filament organization. The transcript has 7 exons. Gene Ontology annotation, molecular function: structural constituent of skin epidermis.
AAAUUCACCUCCAGMCACUUUUUCUCACUCCUUGGAUCACCYCUGGMAGCUGCCAUGUCCCGCCAGUGCACYGUGAAGAGCCAGACCAGAGCUGCYUUCAGCGCCGCCUCUGCCUUCAUCCCCAGCAUCUCCGGCCACUGCCCACGCCCUGUGCCCCAUCCCAGAAGCUGCGUGGCCACCACUGGCCAUGGMAGGGUCACUGGAGGCUUUGGGAGCAGGAGCCUCCAUGGCCUCAGCGGGUGCCAGAGGAUUUCUGUAGCCGGGAGAAGCUCAGGGUUCUGCGGAUCUGCAGGUUUUGGUGCUGGCACUGGGAUCUCCUGCGGGUUUGGCGGGGCGGUUGCCGGUCCUUUUGGGUUUGGUGGUGGCCCUGGGUUCCCYGCUGUCCCAGCCGGGGGCAUCCAUGAAGUGUCAGUGAACCAGAGCCUUCUGAAGCCGCUCAACCUGGAGAUCGACCCCAACAUCCAGAGCAUCCGCAAGGAGGAGAAGGAGCAGAUUCAAACCCUCAACAAUAAAUUUGCCUCCUUCAUCGACAAGGUCCGGUUCCUUGAACAGCAGAACAAGGUYCUGGAGACCAAGUGGGCCCUUCUGCAAGAACAGGGGAACAAAACUGUGAGGAAUGACCUUGAGCCCAUCUUCGAGACCUAUGUGAACAACCUCAGGAGGCACCUGAGCAGCUUAAUGACAGACAGGGAGAACCUGGAAGGGGAGCUGAGCAAGAUGCAGAGCCUGGCUGAGGACUUCAAGGGCAAAGUUAAUUUGGGAUUGGGAACACACACACAUUUCGGGUACGAGGAGCUGCAGGCCACGGCUGGCCGACACGGGGACGAUCUCCGGAACACCAAACAGGAGAUUUCGGAGCUCAACCGCCACGUCCAGCGGCUCCGCUCCGAGAUCGACAGCGUGAAAAAACAGGUGGCCGGGCUGCAGACGGCCAUCGCCGACGCGGAGCAGCGCGGGGARAUGACCCUCAAGGACGCCAGGGCCAAGCUGRMMGARCUGGAGRWSGCCCUGCAGAAAGCCAAGACUGACCUGGCCCAGCAGCUCCGCGAGUACCAGGAGCUCAUGAACGUCAAGCUGGCCCUGGACAUCGAGAUYGCGACCUACAGGAAGCUGCUGGAGGGCGAGGAGAGCAGGCUCUCGGGGGAAGGUGCCGGCACAGUGAACAUCUCUGUGACCAGAACCACUUCAGGAGCAGGAUAUGGAARUGGGAACUGCCUGAGCUUCAGCAGCAGAGCUGGAGGUGGGGUCUGUGCUGGGAUGGGAGCAAACUCCAGCUCCGGGAGUGGACACGGCUCCUGCAUGGUUGGAGGGAGCAGCUCCAGCUUCCAGUCCAUYUCCACCAGCUCUUCCAGCAAGAGAUGCUACUGAGGAACUGACUCACCCGGCUCCUUCAAAAGAUUUGGAAAUCAAAUCUAUCUGUCACUAUUUAUAAAAACCUGCUGUGCUCCCUUUUGUUCUUUCACCCUCGACAUUCCUCAUUUCCCAGUGUUUGUCUAAUAAAAGGCACGUGGAAUUAA